Messenger RNA from Gastrolobium bilobum, 2600 nucleotides. RefSeq names its product exocyst complex component EXO84A-like. Gene Ontology annotation, biological process: intracellular protein localization; exocytosis; Golgi to plasma membrane transport. The transcript is spliced from 5 exons. The record is from RefSeq and is a predicted model, not a curated record. Lineage: Eukaryota; Viridiplantae; Streptophyta; Magnoliopsida; Fabales; Fabaceae. Gene Ontology annotation, cellular component: exocyst. The coding region runs from base 1 to 2055 and encodes 684 amino acids.
AUGAUUGUGAUUGCAACUGCUAUCUUGAAAACUAUCUAUGCAAUAUUUAUGUGCAGUACAUCAAAAGAGAUUUCAGAUCUUGAGGGAGAGCUACUUUCCAUGAGAAAUCUUCUAUCCACCCAGGCUGCUUUGGUUCAUGGUUUAGCAGAAGGAUGUCAGCUUAGUUCCUUGAUUACUGGAAACGAAGAUUCAGACAUUAAUGAUAUACUAAAUGAAAAAACAGAUAUAUCCAAGACAGAAAAAUGGCUAAUAAAAUUUCUAGAAACUAUUGAAGUUCUAUUAGCAGAGAAAAGAGUGGAUGAAGCAAUGGCUGCCUUGGAUGAGGGAGAAAAAAUGAGAGAAGAAAUUAGUAAAGGGAAAACAUUGAGUCCAAGUUUAUCCCAGGCAUUGCAAGAUGCCAUCACUGAAAACAGACAAAAAUUAGCUGAUCAAUUAGCAGAAACUAUCUGCCAGCCAUCAACUCGCAGUGCAGAGAUUCGCUCAACAGCAUUGGCAUUGAAAAAUCUUGGGGAUGGUCCUCGUGCUCAUACAUUACUACUUAAUUCUCACCAAGAAAAGUUGAAGCGUAGCAUGCAAAGUCUUCAGUCCACCACUUAUAGUGUAGUUGGGGCAUACACUGCUACCCUUUCACAGCUUGUCUUUUCAACCAUUUCACAAGCAGCAUCAGAUUCUUUGACAGUGUUUGCUGAAGAUGAACCUGCAUAUACUUCUGAGCUUGUAACUUGGGCAGUUACACAGGCUGAACAUUUUGCUCUUCUACUUAAGAAACGCAUUCUUGCCUCAACGGCUGCUGCAGGAGGUCUAAGAGUUGCAUCUGAAUGUGUUCAUGUUUGUUUGAGUCACUGUUAUCAGUUAGAGGCAAGUGGGCUGGCCCUUUCCCCAGUCUUACUAAGAUAUUUUAGGCCCUUUGUUGAGCAAGCACUCAACACAAAUUUGAAAAGAAUUGAACAAAGUAGUGCUGCAUUGGCUGCUGCAGAUGAUUGGUUGCUUGCUUAUGCACCAACCAGCAGGAAUUCAGGCCUUCCACCAUCCUCUUCUCAUAGCAACUUAAGUUCAUUCCAGUCAAAGCUUUCAAGCAGUGCUCACAAAUUCAACUCAAUGGUUCAGGAACUUUUCGAAGAUGUAGGACCUCUUGAAAUCCUACAAUUGGAUGGUCUUGCAUUUGAAGGUCUUCUACAAGUGUUCAACUUCUAUGUCAAUUUGCUAGUAAAUGCAUUGCCAGGUUCAGUGGUAACUGAGAACCUGGAAGGUUCAGGGCAAAAAAUUGUUAAGAUUGCUGAGACUGAAGCACAACAGAUAGCAUUGCUGGCUAAUGCAAUAUUGCUAGCAGACGAGCUUCUCCCACGUGCUGUAGUCAAGCUUUCACAUAGCACUCGAGGUGAUGACUCUCAGAGAAGAGGAUCAGACAAACAACGUCCUCCAGAACAGCGUGAACUGAAGAAAAGACUCCAACGUGAAGUUGAUCGCCUCAGAGAUAGCUUCUGCCGGCAACAUGCACUUGAACUCAUCUUCACAGAAGAUGGGGAAACACUUUUGAAUGCAUUAAUAUAUUUAGGUUUGGAUGAGAAAGUUGAGCAACCUGAAUGGUUUCCUUCUCCAAUUUUUCAGGAGCUUUUUGCAAAGCUUACUAGAGUGGCAAGCAUUGCAACAGAUGUGUUGGUGGGAAGGGAAAGGUUUGCCACUAUUUUAUUGAUGAGACUCGCAGAAACCGUGAUCCUGUGGCUUUCUGAUGACCAAGCCUUCUGGGACGAGGUUGAGACUGGCCCAACGCCUUUGGGUCCUCUCGGCCUUCAACAGCUUUAUUUAGAUAUGCAAUUUGUGAUGAUAUUUUCAGCCCAAGGCCGUUACUUAUCUCGUCAUCUGCAUCAAGCUAUUAAAAACAUUAUUGGUAGGGCUAUUGAUGCUGUUGCUGCUACAGGGCUAGAUCCCAACAGUGUUUUGCCACAGGAUGAGUGGUUUGUUGAAGUUUCCGAAAUAGCUAUAAAGAUGUUAACUGGGAAAGCCGCCUUUGACAAUGUAGAAGAUGAUGUUACUAGCCCCACAGCAUUCGUCUAAGCAUUAUCAAUGUCAUCAGUCCAUUCUAUUGGAAGGAGUUACAGUUCAUCCACUUGUAAAUCUUGGCAUAUUGUAGAGAGAAGAAGGGAAAGAAGAAAUUGAAGAGAAACAGUUACAUAUUGAUCAUCUAUCCUGCUACUUGAUCAGUCAGCUGAAUAUGAUAUUUGGUGCUUGUUAUUUGACAUGCUUUUCCGGGUUCAAGGAAUGUCUUUCACUUCAAACUUGUGUAGAUGAAUUGCAUUUUAUCUGUGUACAUUCCAAUGCCGCUCAUGUCAUACAAUGCAGGUAUGCUAAAGGAUGCAGGAAAUCGAGAUAUGAUGUUAAUCAGAACAUACUAUCCAGCGAACCUUGGUUGAUAUUAGCAACCUAGUAUACUUGAGAUCUCGAGGAUUUCUAGAACUCAACUGCUGCCAGGGGCAGGUUCUGGAUUUAUUGUAGCUAUUUGUAUAUUCCUCUUUCUAUUAUAACCAUAGCCAGUUGAUUAUUUUAAGAUAUCUCAGACAUUGCUAUUACCUUUAUCAAAUUUCCGGCCUACUUAGUCAUAA